Messenger RNA from Candidozyma pseudohaemuli, 1158 nucleotides. RefSeq names its product Yhb1p (gene YHB1). NCBI's taxonomy places the organism in Eukaryota, Fungi, Ascomycota, Pichiomycetes, Serinales, Metschnikowiaceae. Gene Ontology annotation, cellular component: intracellular anatomical structure. Bases 1 to 1158 code for a protein of 385 amino acids. Gene Ontology annotation, biological process: cellular response to nitrosative stress; nitric oxide catabolic process. The transcript has a single exon. Gene Ontology annotation, molecular function: nitric oxide dioxygenase [NAD(P)H] activity; FAD binding; heme binding. The record is from RefSeq and is a predicted model, not a curated record.
AUGGCUUCUGCUCCUCAGAUCUAUAAACCACAACCAUUGACCACAGCUCAAAAAGAAUUGAUCAAGGCAUCGGUGCCUAUUCUUGAGACAAGUGGCUUGGAUCUUACCAAGACGUUCUACAAUUCAAUGCUCUCGGGAAACCCAGAGGUUAGGCCUUUUUUCAAUGACACUAACCAGAUCACUUACAGGCAGCCUAAAGUGUUGGCGUUUGCAUUGCUCAACUAUGCCAAAAACAUAGAUGACUUAACUCCAUUGACCGAUUUUGUCAACCAAAUUGUGGUUAAGCACGUUGGUUUGCAAGUCAGAGCAGAGCACUAUCCAGUUGUUGGAUCGCACUUGAUUGCGACUAUGGGCAAGCUCUUGGGUGAAGAGAUUGCAACCCCUGAAUUUGUGGAGGCCUGGUCAAUUGCCUACGGUAAUUUGGCCCAGCUUUUGAUUGACGCGGAAUUUGCAGAGUAUCAAAAACAGCCUUGGGAAGGAUUCAAGGACUUCGUGGUGACGAGGAUAGAAAAUGAGACCGAUGAUGUCAAGCUGGUUUACUUCAAGCCAGCCGACGGAACCAAGGUGGCAAAACCUUUAAGAGGUCAGUACCUCGGCUUCCGCUUCUUAAUUCCCGGUAGCGAUAUCGAGAAGUCUAGAGAAUAUUCCAUUUCGGAGUAUCCAGACGGUGAAUACCGUAUUUCAGUGAAGAAGCUCGACAAGGGUGUCAUUUCUGGCUACAUCCAUAGUACCUUGAAAGUCGGUGAUCACAUCAAAGUCGCCCCUCCAGCGGGUAGAUUUACGUACCAGGAAACAGAUAAGGACGUGGUGCUUUUUGCCGGUGGUAUAGGUAUCACCCCAUUGAUUUCCAUCACAGAAAAGGCUCUUCAAGAUGGAAAGAAAGUCACACUUUUAUACUCCAACCAGCGGGCCGAAGCGGUUCCUUUUGAGAACUGGUUUAAGCAGAAGCAAGAGGAGUACCCCAACUUCAAAUUCGUCAGUCUUAACGACGACAAAAGCGAAAAACUCUCUCAAAGUCACUUUGAUAGCUUAGACUUGCCCAACCUGGAAGUGUACAUGCUUGGUCCUCUUGGCUACAUGGAAUUUGUGAGAGAAGAGUUGUCCAAACGUGGAAAAACAGACAUUCACUCUGAAUUCUUUGGCCCAACGGCUGUAUAA